UCUGGUUAGUCUGUGGUUGUGGUAUAACAUAAAACCUAACCAUUAAUACAAAAUUUGUUGAACUUCAAUUUAUAUAGGUUUCAAAAAUUUCCAAGUUCUUCACAGUCCUUACUGGUAAUUUUCUUAUUGGACAAUAAAUUCAGUAUGUUUGGAAAAUAUGUCAGUCGAAAAUUAAUUGGCAACAAAUUAUUUUAUUUUGGACUUGCCAAAAGCCUUAGCCCAUUCAACGAAAUUUAUCUUCGAUAUCCUCUUUCAGUAAACGAUAUUUUACAGUUAAAUAUUUCAACAUCUGUAAGCAAUAGAACGACCAAACAGAAAAAUAGAUCCUUUGAAUUUUCGGAUGAACAAAAAGUUAAAAUAUUACAAGUAUUGAAUAAUGAAUCGCAAGAUUAUUUUACAAGACUUAACAUUCCACCUGCGCAAAUAAAAAAGUUAGCUGUGUGGAAGACUAAAAGAGGUCCAUUUAAUUCUGUUGUUGAUGUCUUAGAUAUUGAAGGUAUAGAUAUCAAAAAUCUGAUAAAAAUAUGUCGAAGUAUUAUAAGGGACAAACCAGUUUCAAUUAAUCGUAAUUUGACUGAUGUAAAGAAUCGAACACUCACUUCACCAGUUCUAACUGAUGAUAUAAUUCAAUCUUCAACAACAACAGUAGGUUUGCAUUUAGGACCAGCUGGAAUAAGUUGGGCACAUCUCACAUGUCAAACUAAAAAUCUCAAUCAUUGGGGCACCAAGAACUUUUCAGACUUUCCGAUAAAAGUAAAUUCUUGGGAGAACUUAAAAUUGGCAUUACAAAUCCUGAAAGAUAUUCCAACUGCAGAUUUAUAUAUAUUCGAAUCUCCUCCUGGAACUGGUUUACAGUCUCAAAUUGCUAAGACCAAUUAUCUUCAACAAAUUGAACUCCUUUCAAUGCUGUUUACCCUCUUAAACACAAGUAAAAAGCAUAAUAAAAAAGUGGGUGAUAAUUUAAAUGAUGUUGAGAACAUCGUUUAUUAUGUACGCAAUAAAAUAACUGCAAGUACAAGUCAACAUGGCUGUCUGAAAGGGAGAUCUGUCCAGACAGCUAUAUAUCAGUUUUUAAAGAGAAUUGUAGAUGCAUUUGAGGAUGGGGAUUUGGCAUGUGGCUUGUUCCUUGACCUCUCCAAGGCCUAUGACUGUCUGGAUCCUGAAAUUUUAUUUGAAAACCCAGAGCGCUAUGGAAUACGAGCAAUUGCACUUGAUUGGGUUAGGUCAUACUUUGGAGAUAGAACCCAGUUGGUGAAAAUAAACAUUGAUGGAAUUAUUAUAAGAUCUGAUCAACUACAGUUGAAAUUGGGAAUACCGUAAGGAAGUAUAGCUGGGCCUCUAUUCUACCUUGUGUACAUAAAGGAUUUCGGUACAAAAGUAGCAUGGGAAAUAAGUAGAGUGGUUGAGGUUCAUUUUGAGAUGAUACUAACCUUCUGGCAGUGCAGUCUCUAUGGCCUGAUCUAAAAAAGUUAAUCAAUACAAUAAUGAUGCAUACUGAGGAAUGGCUGAAAGAUAACAACUUGAUUCUGAAUAAGACCAAAACAAAAAUAACCCUAUUUAGUCCUACGAACUCUGUUAUAGAAAGCCCAGAAAAAAUAAUGAUUGGUAGUAGAGAGUCAAAAUUAACACCAUUUUCUAAAUUCUUAGGAGUCCACAUUGAUGAAGAAUUGAACUGGAAAUAUGACAUAGCAAACCUGGAGGGAAAGCUAGGAUCAUCAGUAUAUGCCUUCAGAAUAACAUCAAGAUAUCUGAGUAGAAGUGCAUUGAAAACAGUAUACCAUGCAACUAUAGAAUCGAGAAUUCGGUUUGGCUUGUGUUUCUAUGGUUCUACAAAAAAAAGCAGUGAGGAUAUUAUAUAAUAUGAAGUUCCAUGAAACAUGCAGAGGAAUCUUCCGAAGAAAUAAAAUCCUAACGAUAUACACCAUCUAUAUUCAAGAAUGUCUUUUAUUUUUUCAUAAAAACAUAGAACUAUUCAGCCAAUACAAGUACAGUAAUUCAAGAAACGAGACAAGAACACAAGAAUAUAAAUAUCCAAAAUGUAGAUUGACAACCUCACAGAAACAAUUGGAAUAUAGAUGCAUAAAACUACAAUAAUUUACCACCCAAUAUACAACAAUAGAAAAUCACAAACUAUUCAAAAAGGAACUUCACAGAAUCUUGGUUGAUAUGGAACCAUAUUCGCUAAAAGAUUAUGGUGUAGAUAACUAAGAACAUGUAUUUUUUGACACUGUUUCAUUUAUCUUUAUGUUUUUAAUGUAGAGUGCUUUGAAAUAAAGAUUAUUAUUAUUAUUAGUAUGAAUUUAGCGCGCAGUUGUAUACAUGGUGUGGCGUAAUUAAUGGAUAAUUCUGU
Messenger RNA from Harmonia axyridis, 2350 nucleotides. RefSeq lists its product as uncharacterized. Gene Ontology annotation, biological process: transcription elongation by mitochondrial RNA polymerase; mitochondrial transcription. The coding region runs from base 145 to 1320 and encodes 391 amino acids. The record is from RefSeq and is a predicted model, not a curated record. Gene Ontology annotation, cellular component: mitochondrial nucleoid. The transcript has 5 exons. NCBI's taxonomy places the organism in Eukaryota, Metazoa, Arthropoda, Insecta, Coleoptera, Coccinellidae. Gene Ontology annotation, molecular function: DNA polymerase processivity factor activity.